AUGCCUUUAACUGCUGAUGAAAUCAUACAAACGCUACAGCUAAUACCUCAUCAACAAGGGUCGUUCUUCAAGGAAACUUUUCGAGACGACGGCGUCAUUGAUACUCAAAAAGAAGGAUGUCAGAGGAGUAUUUCCUCAUGCAUUUACGUUUUGCACACCAAGGAACGGCCUAUGACUCGAUUUUUAAGAUUACAUACUAAUGCAAUCCAUUUCUUUCACUCCGGAUCACCACUUUGUAUUCUUUGCAUCGAUGAAAAUGGCAAAAUGGAAAAACACGUACUUGGAAAUGAUAUCGCUCGUGGUCAGAGGCCACAAGUAUUGGUGAAAGCUGGAUACUGGAAGGCCAUGUAUUUAGAAGAAGGGGACUACGAUUAUAGUUUCAUUAGCGAAACGGUCGCGCCUGGCUUUGAUAUGAGGGAUAUGGAUUCUGGAACAGCCGAUGUCAUUCAAAGUCAAUUUCCUCAUCUAUGGGAAGAUAUAAAACAGUAUUGCUUAUAA
Molecule: messenger RNA, 498 nt
Organism: Trichoplax adhaerens
Lineage: Eukaryota; Metazoa; Placozoa; Uniplacotomia; Trichoplacea; Trichoplacidae
Exons: 1
Coding region: 1-498 (165 amino acids)
Cellular component (GO): intracellular anatomical structure
Source: RefSeq, a predicted model, not a curated record